AUGUGGUCCAAGGCUCUCCUGGCCAUCGCCGCCUUCGCCCUCACCCCGGCCAACGCCAUAUGGCCAGUGCCCAAGAAGAUCUCUACUGGAGAUAAAGCCCUCUUCAUCGAUCAAACAAUCGACAUCACCUACAAUGGAGACUUUGUAUGCUGGACUCUCCCCGAUUCUGAUUUUGAUUCUGGUACCUGUAAUCGUACCGCACAGCUCAAUACUGAAACUUUGCUUGAUAAACAGAUCCCCUACACUUACAACUAUCAACCCGAUGCUGGCUCAAAGUUCAACAGCAAGCAAAUCGUCCAAGCCGGAGUCUCUCGUGCGCUCCAGGGCAUCUUCCAGGACAACUUUGUCCCAUGGAUGCUCCGCCCACGCGACUCCGAUUAUGAGCCUGACCUGGACAAGAAGCAGUGGGUGAAGUCGCUCAAGAUUGUCCAGACCGAGGAGGACGACGAGAGUACCUUCAAGCCUCUCAACGGUGAGGUCGAUGAGUCGUACUCCCUCUCUCUUUCUGAAAAAGGCGAGGCUUCCAUCAAGGCCAAGUCUUCUACAGGCGUCUUGCACGGACUUGAGACCUUUGUCCAGCUUUUCUUUAAGCACACCUCUGGCACUUCAUGGUACACCCCGCAUGCGCCCGUCUCAAUCCAGGAUGAGCCCGAGUACCCUCAUCGAGGCAUUCUGCUUGAUGUUGCCCGUAGCUUUUUCGAGGUCAAGCACAUCAAGCGCACCAUCGAUGCCAUGUCCUGGAGCAAACUGAAUCGUCUUCAUCUUCAUAUCACUGACUCGCAGUCCUGGCCUCUUGAGAUCCCGGCCCUGCCUAAGCUGGCCGAGAAAGGCGCAUAUCGCAAAGGCCUGACAUAUUCCCCCGAAGAGCUCGCCGGCAUUUACGAGUAUGGUAUCCACCGUGGAGUCGAGGUUAUCAUGGAGAUUGACAUGCCUGGCCACAUUGGCGUUGUUGAGCUCGCCUACAAGGAUCUCAUCGUUGCAUACAAUGAGAAGCCUUACCAAUGGUGGUGCAAGGAGCCGCCCUGUGGCGCAUUCCGCAUGAACAGCUCUGACGUUUAUGACUUUCUCGACACUCUCUUUGAUGACCUUUUCCCUCGAAUCUCAAAGUACAGCCCUUACUUCCACCUUGGUGGAGAUGAGCUCAACCACAACGAUUCUAGACUCGACCCCGAUGUGCGCUCCAACGAGACCGAAGUCCUGGCGCCUCUUCUGCAAAAGUUUGUCGAUUACACCCACGGCAAGGUUCGAGAUGCUGGCAUGACUCCGUUCGUCUGGGAGGAGAUGAUCACCGAGUGGAACAUGACUUUGGGUAAAGAUGUUGUGAUUCAGUCCUGGCUCGGUGGCGGUGCUAUCAAGACCUUGGCCGAGGCUGGCCACAAGGUGAUUGACAGCGAUUACAACUUCUGGUAUCUCGACUGUGGCCGUGGGCAGUGGCUCAACUUUGACAACGGUGAGGCCUUCCAGACAUACUACCCCUUCAAUGACUGGUGCGGACCUACCAAGAGCUGGCGGCUCAUCUACUCACACGACCCCCGAGCUGGCCUGUCUGAGGAGGCGGCCAAGCGGGUGCUUGGUGGUGAGGCGGCAGUAUGGACUGAGACCAUUGACAGCGUCAACCUCGAUACCAUUGUGUGGCCCCGCGCUGCAGUAAUGGGCGAGGUUCUCUGGUCAGGCCGAACUGACGCCUCAGGUCAGAACAGGUCGCAAUAUGAUGCUGCACCUCGACUGGCUGAGAUGCGCGAGCGUAUGGUGGCUCGAGGCGUGAGUGCUUCGCCGAUUCAGAUGCCCUUCUGUACCCAGGGCAAUGCGACUGAGUGCGCACAGUUCGAGGGAUGA
Messenger RNA from Fusarium coffeatum, 1836 nucleotides. RefSeq lists its product as uncharacterized. Gene Ontology annotation, biological process: glycosaminoglycan metabolic process; carbohydrate metabolic process. Lineage: Eukaryota; Fungi; Ascomycota; Sordariomycetes; Hypocreales; Nectriaceae. The transcript is spliced from 2 exons. Gene Ontology annotation, molecular function: beta-N-acetylhexosaminidase activity. The record is from RefSeq and is a predicted model, not a curated record. Gene Ontology annotation, cellular component: membrane. The coding region runs from base 1 to 1836 and encodes 611 amino acids.